AUGGCCCUAGCACGUGAUAGAGAAUUACUGAGGGACACUCUUCGCACUCAAGGGACCGCACUCACUGCCGCCGAUCGCGAAAAUAUCCUGAAGCCAUAUUUGCCGGAUCCAUCAGAACUAGCACGUCGACCACACCGACAGAAGAAACCCCCCCGAAAAGCUCCCAUUCGAACGUUCUUAAAGUCUCGGCUGCAUCAACUUACCUAUACCUUCAUUCAUAUUGUCUAUGGGAUUAUCCUGCGUCUAGUUCAGAGCUACCAUGCCCUUGUGGAUCGGGUUCUUGCAAUUGUCUAUUAUCAUCACCGCACACCAGAAUUGAUACGAAAAGAUGUCAAGGGCCUAAGACGUUUGCCGGGACAUCUGACCGUUGUUUUAUCAUUACGUAAGGAAGAUGAUGCGCUUGCGAUUCUGAUGGACGAAGUUGCAGAACUGGCUGCUUGGAGUGUUAGCGCUGGCAUACCCAUGCUGAGUGUAUAUGAGAAGAGCGGGAUUCUGAAGUCAUGCAUCCCGAUGCUGCAUCAUGUGGUUGCAAGCAAAUUCGCUUCAUAUUACGGUUCAAUUCCUCAGCAGCCAACUCUGCGGCUUUUCGCUCCUCAUCAUUCUGUUUAUGAGCCAGCUCUUGAUCAUGAUAAGGCCCGUAGAGUCAAUACUGACUCUCUUACCCUGCUUCUGCUAUCAGCUACCGAUGGAAGAGAAACCAUAGUUGAUCUUACUCAAACGCUAGCGGAGAUGUCACAGAAUGGUAAACUGUCACCAGGUGAUAUCACCAUGGAAUUGGUGGAUGCAGAAAUUAGCGAAAUUACAACGCAGCCAUUGCAGCCGGCCUCGUUGAGCAUUGGUGACAGGCAAACGACUGCUGUUCACCCCACUAUUGCAGUGAAGCCAGAACCAGAUUUACUAUUAGUGUUCGCGCCCUUCCUGAAGCUGGAUGGAUAUCCUCCCUGGCAUAUUCGCCUGACUGAAAUGUUUUGCACUGGUGGUAAAGGUAGCGGCGUUACUAGUUAUGGUGAUGCUGUCGAAUAUCAGGGUUUUCUCAGAGGUUUAUGGCACUACGCCGGAGCUCAGAUGAGGUUUGGUCGCUAG
Messenger RNA from Aspergillus fumigatus Af293, 1083 nucleotides. RefSeq names its product ditrans,polycis-polyprenyl diphosphate synthase. The transcript has 2 exons. Gene Ontology annotation, cellular component: dehydrodolichyl diphosphate synthase complex; endoplasmic reticulum membrane. Gene Ontology annotation, molecular function: ditrans,polycis-polyprenyl diphosphate synthase [(2E,6E)-farnesyl diphosphate specific] activity. The record is from RefSeq and is a predicted model, not a curated record. The coding region runs from base 1 to 1083 and encodes 360 amino acids. NCBI's taxonomy places the organism in Eukaryota, Fungi, Ascomycota, Eurotiomycetes, Eurotiales, Aspergillaceae.